Messenger RNA from Laetiporus sulphureus 93-53, 1630 nucleotides. RefSeq lists its product as uncharacterized. Bases 352 to 1239 code for a protein of 295 amino acids. The record is from RefSeq and is a predicted model, not a curated record. NCBI's taxonomy places the organism in Eukaryota, Fungi, Basidiomycota, Agaricomycetes, Polyporales, Laetiporaceae. The transcript has 12 exons.
CACGGAAAUCGUUUACGGGAAUAGAAUUCAAUGAAGACACAAAACUCUAUGAUUGGCACCAACGUGUUCUUGCUAUGGUCAAUUCAGGCAUAGCACGAUGAAAGUAGAUGCUAUAUUCCCUAAAGUCGAAUUUUUCACUGAACCGCGAGCGAUCUCGAUACCCAGCCAUCAGAAUAAGUUGAUAUACAUGUUCUAUCAUUGCUCGUCUCACAAAACCGAACAGAAGGCGCCUAUUGACAUAGCCCCAACAACGGUGUGAUGCUCCGGACACAUCUCGGCGCAUGCCACGGAUGAAUUGGUAGAUGCCAGCGCCACGGUGAAGGCGCCAAUUGCACCAUCGAUGUAUAAAUAAUGAGAAUGUCAGCCGAAGCCGAACUUGCAUCCGCAAUGAUAGAUUAUUACAGAGAAAUCGACUUAUACGUUGCCGCCACAGCUCUCUGCUGCUAUGACUAUGGCCUCACGCUUCCUGACGAGAUUCAAUAUAUCUGGAAGAGCAAAUUAUCGUCCGUUUCUGCGCUAUUCUACGCCUUCCGGUAUACAGCUGUUUUCAAUGUUAUCUUUGUGGUCUUGACAUUAUCGCCGACACAGAAUUGGCAAAAUGACGAGUUGCGCAAUUCUUGUACGCAUAGAUAUGGCGAUGAAUGUGCUCCUCAUGACAAGCGCGACACUACACAUAUAUUCGAACAUCUCCGCUGGAGAUUGUCUAUCCCGCUCGCGAAUGUGGCAUUAGACUCAAAAUACCUGACAAAACGUAUGCAGUGGAUAAUUGGCGCCAGGGUGGCCUCUCUGUGCUCUGAUGCCAUUGUGAUGAUCGUCACCUGGAUGAAGACGAAAUCUAUGGCGGUUUACGUUCAGACUCUCUCGAACAAUAGUUUGAGCAAGGUUCUCGUCCAAGACACGGGACUUUACUUCGCCCUUCUUUCAAUAGCGAAUAUCAUUGGCAUUGUCCUUGGACAAUAUACGGAAAUAGUCGAUCCGAUCUCUAUGGUAACGGGAAGCCUUACGUCGAUCGUCAUGUCGCGCCUCCUCAUUGACCUCCGCAAGGUUGUAUUCUCGCAUCACAUGGAUGAUUCCCUAUCGGCCACCCUAAAAACAAUUGCCUUUGCUGAUGGUCGGCAAGACGAGAGCCUGGAAGAUGACUUGCAAGAGCAUGAUAUUGCAUGCAGCUCUGAUGCUACUGCUGCUGAUCGCCACGAAGAUUAUCACGGAGAUCACGCUACCGCAGAAAUCAACGUAUAGGCGAUCAAUGGUAACGAUAUCGCAGUAUAACGGGAAGUAUUAUAAACGAUGUUGGCACCUUGAUCCAUGCUGAAAGCGAUGACUUUCACCGGAGAGGAACAUGUUAAUGAGGAACUUCACGUGGACGACAUCGUCGACUCAAAUUUCGAGAAAACCGCCCGUUCAAUGGUACUUGCUGGAUGAAUGAAAUUUAUUGCACGGUGACGCACGUGUAGGAGGAAUGGGGGCAGAGAGGUUGGUCAGCGUCGAGCUGAAUCAUGAGCUUGAAGGCUUUCUGGUGAUGACCAAUAAGUCAACGUAACUGACAGAAUGACCUUUGAUGAGCAGUUGUAGCUAGUGCACUAUAUGCAACAAUUACAAUCUCGCCCACAAUGAUCAUUACUAUCUGGUA